AUGGCGAAACAACCGCAACCCGCAGCAAAGCCGAGUCCAUCACCGUGCUCCGCAAAAGGCGUGGAUCUCAAUUCACUUCGAGCGACCGCCUUGCCAUCCAUCGUUUUCAAGCCGGCGAGGAAGCACGAUUUCCCAGUGGUAGUGCUGACCGCACGCAACCCAGUGGCCAUAUGCAUAAUGAUCAAACAAUGGCUCCUUGACCAGCUGAAUCCCUUCCUGGAAAAGGACGAUCACCUCCUCCGCAUCGAGCCUCUUGAGGUGUUCCAGCUCGAACCUCGCAGGACAGGGUCCCUUAUUCUUCUCGAAGAUGCCGCGCAUAUCGAGGAUGCCGAGCACAAAGGAAGAUCGGAUGGCAUCCCAAUCGCAAUUUUCGCGCUCCUCAUGCCCAAAGAUCCACGCGUCCGCUUCUUCUACAUUCAAGGUCCCAUCACUCCAUUGCUAAAUCGCCUAGCUUCCGAGUUGUGCAUCAGUGAGACGGCACGCGUCAUCAAACCAACACCACACCUUCAUGACAACGUAGACGCAACGCCAGACCAUCACUGUCGCAUCUACACAUGGCUGCAGGAAGCGUUCCUCUCGGCCAUUGCCAUCCCUGAUCAUAAGGAUUACGCAAACGCCGUGUCGAUGACCGAUUACGCGCCCUUCAUCAAAGAGGGGGAGGAUGAUCUUGCGAUGGCGAAACUACAGUCCUGUGAUGUUCUCUACGCGACCAAAGACGAGCCCACAGAUUUGAGCGACGAUCGGUAUGUGUUCGCUCUACACAAAGCGGAGCGAGUUCUUGCUGCAGCGUUGGGGCUUCGAUGUGGGGAGUAUUUGCUCAUCAAGCGGCACUUCUUCCGCGCGUUCAAGGAUGAUGUGUUGUACAAUGAGAAGAAGUUGCUGAAGAAUGCGAAGGUCCGGACGGAGUACGCGCACGCGCAGUGGCUGGAGAAAUUCUAUGAGUGGAAGCUGACCAGGGCCAAACGCCUUGUCGCUGGGUGGAGGGAGGUGGGGUUCCUUGAAGAGGAUCGCAUUCGAGCGUGGAUUCGAAGUGGUGGACAGUUCGAGCUCGGUGAACACUAUGACGAGGAAUGA
Molecule: messenger RNA, 1074 nt
Organism: Ramularia collo-cygni
Lineage: Eukaryota; Fungi; Ascomycota; Dothideomycetes; Mycosphaerellales; Mycosphaerellaceae
Exons: 3
Coding region: 1-1074 (357 amino acids)
Source: RefSeq, a predicted model, not a curated record